CCUAUGAAAACAAAAACAUAGAAACAAAAUCAAAAACAAAAAAUAUGACCUCAAAAACAAGAACCUUUACCAUCAAUGUUGCAAUCAUAGUAGCAUUGUUCAGCGCCAAUGUUGUAUUAUCAGAUGACAAUGCUGCAGUCCCUGCUGAAAGAGCCGAAGUAGAUUCAUGGUUCAAUAGCAAUAUAGGUCCAUUAGAACAAAGAAAAAGCACCCUUGACCCUGCAUUGGUAACUGCAGAGGCAAAUGCUACCAUUGUGAAAGUAAAUCAAGAUGGUAGUGGUGAUUUCAAAUCCAUAACUGAUGCCAUUAAUAGCAUUCCAAGUGGGAACACCCAACGUGUGAUUCUGAAUAUUGGUGGUGGAAAUUAUCAGGAGAAAAUUAAAAUUGAAAAGACAAAGCCUUUUAUUACAUUUAUUGGUACACCAAGCAAUAUGCCGAAUUUGACAUAUGGUGGUACUGCACAAGAAUAUGGCACGGUUGAUAGUGCUACACUGAUUGUUGAAUCAGAUUAUUUUGUUGCUUCUAACAUCAUGAUAUCGAAUUCUGCACCAAGACCUGAUGGAAAAAAGUCAGGUGCUCAAGCAGUUGCAAUGAGAAUUACAGGUGACAAAGCAGCAUUUUAUAAUUGCAAGUUUUUGGGGUUCCAGGACACAAUUUGUGAUGACAAGAAUAUACACUUUUUCAAAGAUUGCUUAAUCCAAGGCACAGUGGACUUCAUUUUUGGAAAUGGAAGGUCAUUAUAUUUGAAAAAUGAAUUGAGAGUACUUGGUAACGCUGAAAUGACAGUGAUAGUGGCACAAGCAAGAAAAAGUGAAUCAGAGAAGAGUUUAUACACAUUUGUGCAUUGUGAUGUAACUGGAACUGGAACUGGCACUUACUUAGGAAGAGCAUGGAUGGCUUAUUCCAAAGUUAUCUUUGCUUAUUCAACUUUGAGUAGUGUUCUAAAUCCAUUAGGGUGGAGUAACAACAGGCACCCUGAAUAUGACAAAACUUCAUAUUUUGGAGAGUACAUGAACACAGGACCAGGAGCAGAUACCAAAGGGCGAGCACCUAUCACAAGACAACUUACUGAUGCAGAGGUUAAACCUUUCCUUACGCUUGGAUCGAUUGAAGCUUCUAAAUGGUUGCUUCCUCCUCCAAAAGCCUAAUUAAUUUCUACAUUAAUAUUCUAAUGUGGAUUAUAGAGUUGCCUUGCACCCAAAAUUUAGUGAGUGGUGAAUUUCUAAAAGGAACUUCCAAUUAAAUACUUAUAGUUGUUGUAAUUUAUUUGUUUUAAGAUUUACAUUUUGACAAUUGGUGACGACCUUGUUGUGAUCGUUAAUUAUAAAUAAGUUGUUGUAAAGUUUAUAUUUUUCUAAAAGGCAAAUUUUUGUAUCUUGUACAUGUCAAUAGAUUUUGUCCAUAACAAAAAUUUGGAAACGUGCAAUACGAAGUGAUCAGUUACUAA
Messenger RNA from Cicer arietinum (chickpea), 1447 nucleotides. Its product is annotated as pectinesterase PPME1-like. Lineage: Eukaryota; Viridiplantae; Streptophyta; Magnoliopsida; Fabales; Fabaceae. Gene Ontology annotation, molecular function: pectinesterase activity. Gene Ontology annotation, biological process: pectin catabolic process; cell wall modification. The record is from RefSeq and is a predicted model, not a curated record.